Molecule: messenger RNA, 7608 nt
Organism: Physella acuta
Lineage: Eukaryota; Metazoa; Mollusca; Gastropoda; Physidae
Product: muscle M-line assembly protein unc-89
Biological process (GO): homophilic cell-cell adhesion; axon guidance; dendrite self-avoidance
Cellular component (GO): plasma membrane; axon
Molecular function (GO): cell-cell adhesion mediator activity
Source: RefSeq, a predicted model, not a curated record
GUCACGAACAAGGUCAGUGCGCAGGUACACAAGUGUGCCACCUUUGUGUGUCGCUUCAGUUGACGGCUAGUUUCGUUUUGACACUGGAUUACUGCUGCUGUGUUUACAAUCGUACUCUGUUGUGGAUGUUAUAUUUUAGUUGAUGAGUUAACUUCAGUGUUUUAUAGAAUUAUGCCGUGGGGUUUGUUGUGUUAGUAGUCUAUUUCAAGGAGGUAAAAAAGAGUACACCCACAGUUUUAUAUAAAUCGUGAAAUAUUUUAUAUGAAACAAUCACAAAUCCUAAAUACUAUUUGAUGAAAGCAAAUAUAUCACUGACUAUGGUUCGAGUACCUUGUGUUGGAUAAUUGAUCGGAGACUCGUUAUUCUGUUGGGAGGUUGAUGAACAAUGGCGCUAUAACAGCUACACAAAACUUGACUGAUGGUGUAUGACAGAUCAACAUUCAGCUGUAUGACAGACGAGUACUGAUCUGUAUGACAGACCAGCAAGUUUGUCGGAGCAUGGUGUUGGACUGACGCGAUGAUUCGAGGAAGGAAGGAAGGUGCCAACUACGCCACAUGGUUCAUUGGCUUCGAUCAUGACGACACAUUUGGCUUGACACCGUUUCCUGAACUUGUAGGCCCGCCAUCACGACCACAGGAGAGGCCGGUGUCCAGGACAGUCUCUCUAGAGAGUCUCUCACAGCCAGCAGGACAAGGUCAUCUGCUUCAACGGUCCUCUACCCCAGCUGGGACCCAGACUACAGACCUACCUGGCCAGUCUGCUACAGAAACACAGACUUUUUCACCUGGCCAGUCUGCCACAGAAACACAGACUUUCUCAUCUGAAACACCCGCACAUACAGACACACACACAUCCACAGACACGCCAGAUUUCCAUGUCGUCAAAAGGUCUAGGACUAAAGACACGGUAGGAUCAAGGCCAAGGUCAUGUGAUUUUGAUGCCCAGCGCAACAAGAGGAGGAAAGAUAAGGAAACACGGGUAAUUUACAAAGAGGCAUUUGAUGGAGCCAAGAGAGCCGAAGAGUUCAAGUUCAAGGUCAAGUUUGACCAGUUGCUAGUCGACCUGCACCAGGCUAUAGAAGAGAAAACUCCAGAUGGUCUGACCACAAGCUUUGCCUCCCCCAGCUAUGGAGAGGUGAUGCUGACAUUUAGAGAGAAGGUCAAGGAUAUUCUUCAUGGAUACACUCAGAGGCUAGCACUCGCAUAUGAGAGUUUUGUAUCAGACGAAGUAGAUGACAACACAGUUCAAAAGGUCAAACAGGAUGCGUCUAAGUUCAUUGAAGAUCUUAUUGGUGAAAGUUUAGAUCUGACAUCAGAUGAGGCUUUCUCUGACCUCUCCUCCUUGUCUGAUGAAUCCACACAAGACCAAAACUCAUUUGAAGAUCUCCUAGCACAGGCGGUUGUAUCCAAGUUAUUGGAAAACCACAGGAAAGAAGUAAGCAAAGUUUUAAACUCAUCCAAACAAGAUCAGCUCCUACACCAGAAGACAACAGAGCACAACUUUAAACAGCGGCUGAAACCAGAGAGUGAUGUAACACAGGAACCUACAGACAGACAAACUCACACCACACAUCUCCAAACAGUCACUGACAGUAAAGAAUAUUUCACCAAGAAAUCUGAGCUUAUCCCUGAUCAUUCUAGUGAUGAGGAUGUUAAAGACACAAAAAAUGUGAAAAAUAAUUCAGAGAAUAACAACGGGAUUAUUCACAAUGGAUUAAGUGAAGAUUAUGUGGAUAACGAUUACCCUGUAAUUAGUGAAAAUGAUGUUGAGAAAGACUUUGAAGAAUUAAAAGAAUUUGUGAAGAAAACUCAGAGUUCGCGGCCCAAACUUGAGGCCAGAGAGUUUGAUGACUCGCGGCUGUGUGAGGUGCUGGAGGAGCCGCUGUCAAAGUCUGUCAUUGACAGGGAUGAGGAGAGGGAGAACUUCCAUGCCAGGACUUCCCUCUUUGACAGGAUCCACAACUCUGGCGUCUCGCUGCCAGACUUCUCACAGUUUGACAACAUAGACUUUACAUCCAAUGAACUUGACCCUGACCUACUCUCCAUGAAUUUAGCAAUUAUUCCCGAGGAGACAGAGGAGGAGUUGGAGGAUGAGGAGAGGAAGUUGAGAGCCAACUGGAUAUUUAUGGACAAGAGUGGUCUCCCAUCACAAAAAGUUGUCCACAAAAAGUUGAGCUCAGACACAGAUGGCCCGCGCUACAUGAUGGUACCCCCACCUCUUGCUGGCUAUACACCAAAGAUAGGGAACAGAGACAUUGACCAGUUGAGUGAUUUCACUGACCACGAUCUGCUAAGUCCAACAGACGGGUCAGAUGAUGAAGAUGAAAACACUUUCUACGCCAACACCUCAAAGGAGUUGGCCAGAAUCUCAGCCCAGCGCAACCCCCCACCCCACAAAACCUCAGCCCAGCGCAACCCCCCAGCCCACAAGUACAGGAACUCCUCCUACCACAGUGAUGAUACAGACUACGAUGCCAGAUCUGCCAGGCGGAAACCACUGGGGUUAUAUGAUAGGAAUUCUUUAGACUACAAUGAGGACUAUGGAGAGGACAUGAGCCACAUAUCUGGCCCUAUAGUCGAGCCUACCAAGCAGGAAAUCAAAUUACUUGAAAACCUGGAUGCUGCCAAAGAUGACGACCCCAAGUUCUUAGUUCCACCAGAAAGUGUUGUGGUUCAGGAGGGAGAACCAGUGAAGUUUUCUUGUAGAGUUGGAGGGACUUCUCCUAUUGAUGUGUUCUGGUACAGAGAGGGGGAUGAAAUGGAGGAACUGGAAGAGUCUGAAGAUGUGGAGAUGUCCACCACAGGGGACAGACACAGCAUCACACUCUACAACAUCAGCAAGAGCAUGGCUGGGCAGUACAUGUGUAUGGCCAUCAAUGAAGUAGACAAGGCUAUUCAGUACCUUGUGGUCACAGUUAAAGACAACAAGCAGGAGCUGAAAAAACCAGAGUUUAUAAAAGGAUUAAAAGAUGUGGAGGUAACAGAAGGUCAAAGUGUUAAAUUUAGGGUCAAGGUCAAAGGUUAUCCACCACCCCGGAUCAGCUGGUAUAAAGAUAAUGCUCUCCUGAAAAACUCAAAAGCUUGCCGGAUAGAGAAAUUUGGCAACCGCGACUAUAUUUUAACAAUUGACUACGCCAGCAUGGAUGAUGAUGCGGAGUACACGGUGUCAGCACGUAAUGUGGCAGGGGAGGUCAAGAUGUCCGCUCAGGUCAUCGUGGAACCCCAGUCAGAUCAACCAAUCAGACGACAGCGCCACUCAUCAGUCACAACCUCUGGAGCGUCUGACUCCGAUUCUGACCGCACCUCACUUUAUAAACCUAACGGUACUCACUCACCCAGCGCACGUCUGUCUCCCCUGACAACCAGACCUGUGCCACAGAGAGACAACCACCUUAGAGACAACCACCUUAGAGACAACCACCUUAGAGACAACCACCUUAGAGACAACCACCUUAGAGACAACCACAUCAGAAACCUGGACAGAAAAGUCGCAGCCACGCAGCAAAAAGUUGAGCAGGAGAAGAUAAAAAUGGUGAAGGAUGAUCAAAGGACCGAGGCGCCAGAAAACAAGAGGCUGAUGUCAUCAGCAGCUCUAGAGAUUCUACAGACAGCAGAGGAGAUCAUACAGCAAGAACAGGAUGCGUCUGCUGUGGACAGGAAGUCUGGUGCUGACAUGGCGUCUGGCGCUGACAUCUCAUUAGGUGCAGAUCUGACAUCUGCUGUGGACACAGCUUCUGAUGUUGAUAUGACAUCUGGUGUUGAGGUGACAUCAGAUGCUGACACGACGUCUGCUAUGGACAACUUGUCCACCACCACCAGUGCCACCAAACACACGUCACCUUUGACCUUUGCGUCACCUUUGACCUUUGCAUCUAACCCAGAACUAGAACUAGCAGACUUGAGCCUGCCAGACCAACUGGAUGAGUUUAAUUUCUCCGGCCAAGAAACCUACAAGCCAGCGCCGGUCAAAUCAACGUUUGAACUCACUCUCCCAAACAGGGGCAGCCACUCUAAACCUGAUUCAAAGAAAACAGGGCCGUCACAGACAGCAAAAACUGAACCUGUCAGCCUAACCAAACUGUCCAACAGCCAUGAAAGUAAAAACAUUGCCGUCAACAGAAACAUAUCCCCUCUUGAUAUCAAUCAAAAUGACAAAUACAAAAAUAAUUCAUUGACUGAAGGGACGUCACUCCAAGCUACCUCUCCAACUCUUGCAGACAGUGAGCACUACCGUGGUUAUGAAGAUAGAGAUUUAUCUCUAGACCAACUACGGCCUGCUAGACCUACACCGGGGCAAUACGCCAGAGACUUUGAAGUUCCGGUUCCUGUUGAGAGAAAAAAAUGGUCGGUAACUUUAGAUCCAUUUUCCCCAUCAGCGGAUAUCGUCAACAAAAGUAACAUUGAGAUAGGCAACAAACAAGGUGCCCUAGGCCAGACCCCUGCCAUAGAAGUCAGGGACAUGGACCUGAGCCCCACAAACUCCUUGCGCUCGUCUAAAGACGACCAAUCCAUGAGCCCCACAAACUCCUUGCGUUCAUCUAAGGGCAGCCACUCCAGCCAGUCAUCACCCAGGCAGUCCAUAGACUCGGGCGUGUCCGUCAGCUCCAAGCUGGAGCGCCCGGCUCCUGUCCACAUGGUGGGCCACACCAGUGAAGACGAGGUGCCAGAGAGCCGUACAGAGUUCAACACUGACGGCUCCAUAGAGCUGCCCUCAGUCAACAAGCUGCGAGCCAUGUUCUCCAACAUCAAAGAUGACGACCUGGGUGACGGAUCCUUUAAAAGGAAAGACGCAGCAGGCAAUGUCCACAGUAUAACAGCUCGCAGUGUACCCAAAGAAAAACUGGAGAAACUCCGGGCAGCCAAUCAAAAAGUUCCCAACUCCGAAGGGUCACCCAACUUUCUGGACGUACCUGACUCUACACAGUCAUCAUCCAGCAUAUCAUCCAGCACGUCAUCCAGCACAUCAUCCAGCACUCUGCAGCUGACCCAGCCAGCAUCCGCUGUAUCCACCACCUCAGUGAGCUUGAAACCACUGGCGCCAGCACACCAUCCACCAGACACCACCAGCAACAACUACCUGGAUGUGAACCCUGACAAGGAACCCGUGCUCAUCUACCCCGACACAGACCCCAACUACAUGCAGCGCCAUCACCUGCAGGUCAAACCUGACACAUCCCUGCCGCAGGCAGCAUCAACCAAACCAACACCUGCGCAGGUGUCACCUGUGGCAACACCCAUACCGCCACCACGCCACCAUAAAGUGACACCCCACAAACUUGAGGAACCUGACACCAAAAAGUCUGGUCCAAGAAUCAAAAGUGGCUGCAUCUCCGCCAGAGCUGCCUUCUGGGAGAGGAAGAUGAUAGAUGGCGCUUCAGUGGAUGAUGAGGAGUUCCCAGAAAUGGUUGAAGACUAAAACAGCAAGUUUAUUUGCAGAAAACUUUUUUGUGAAUAGCUUCAACUAUACAGCAUCCAUUUCUUCAGAACCUUUCAUCAGUAAAAUGGAUUUUUAAUUUGUUCCACAUUUCAGUUUUAGUUUGGAGGAGAGCUAAUUUGUUCCGGAUUUUAGUUUUAGUUUGGAGGAUAGCUUUAAAACCAGGACCAGUCAGGCUAUUGAAGAUUUUAUCCAAACAUUUCAUUUAUUUUCACUCAUCUAGUUGUAUGCAUUUUAUUUAUUGGCAUCUAAGCAAAAAUAUUGUGUGCAACAUAUUUUACAAUUUUUUUUAAAUAUUGUAACUUUUUUUUUUUUUAAUUUUAUCUUUUCUUUGUUCAGGUGUAGUUUACUAAAAAAAUGUCUGUUGCUUUACAAAAAUAUUUUUAUAUCUUUUUACUUCAAUCUUUUUAACUAACUUGGUUGUGAUUUCUCUGAAACUGUUGCAUUUUGUUGGAGUUGACACCUCUGUUAUCCAAUCUUUGACAGUUAAUGAAACAAAACUGAUUAGUGAUAAAUUGGAACUUGAUGUGUCCAUAUAACAUUUUAAUAUACAUUUUAGUUUCACUGACACCAUGAUUAAAUCAAGUUUGUUUUGUUUUUUGGUAUAAAGUGUGUCAAUCCAAAAUGUAAUUUCUUUAAUUUCAGGUGUUGUCUUAGGUAUUAACAAAAAUAUUUAGAAAAUGUAAACUAUUUUAAUCAAUAAUUUUGUAAGUUUUUGUGCAUUAUAUUUUCAAGAUACAUUUCUUAAUUUUUGUGAAAACUGUCUUUUGUGUGAACUAUCUCUGCUACCGGUAAAUUAAAAAGUGCAAUAUUUGAGUUUUGUCAACAAAGAUAUAAAAAACAACAAAUGUAAUCAAUUUUACUGAGACUGGUUUAAACAUUUCUUAAUUAGCUUAUUAAGACAGGUACAAAAAUAAACCAAUUGUUUAUUAGCUCAUUCAGACAGGUACACAAAUAAACAUUUCUUAAUUAGCUCAUUUACACAGGUACAAAAAUAAAUAUUUCUUGAUUAGCCAAUGAUUCCAGAAUCACUUAUUUUGCUUAUUCAAUUUCUAAUUCAUUCUGUUCAAACUCAUUUUGUGUCAGCCAAGUAUAGUUGUAUUGAUGAAAUAGCUGUGCUUGUCAAUGUUUAAGACUAUAUAGGGCCCAUGUUGCCAUUGAUGUAAAAUGUGGUUUCUUUCUCUGGCCUUCGAAGAAAUCAACAAAUUUAGGUGGGAUUCAACAAUGAAUGGUGGACAAAUCUAAAAAUUGUGUUAAUGAUUUCUGUUGGUCUAGAGAACAGGUUAGAGUAAGGAUUAAGUUUAACUUGAGUUCACUGAUCUGAUAUAUGUAUAACAUGUACAACAUGUACUAACGUUGUAUACCAUGUACAACAUGUACUAACGUUGUAUACCAUGUACAUUUUAUUUGCUGGCAUGUUGUAACCUGUUGUUGUAUCCAAUGUUAUCAAGGGCCUUGUCCAGCAGUACAAAAUAAAUCUCUUCCACUCACCUCAGCCUCCAUUUUGGUGUGAGUUUGGUCACAAGUCAUCUUCCAUACUACCUGAUGUAAGAUACUGAGUUGAUAUUUAUUGUUAUUUAUUCCUGCAAAUAUCAUACCAGCAAAUCUGUAUACAAAUUGUUUCCCUUACAUUAUGUAUACAAAUUGUUUCCCUUACAUUUUCACAUUCAUUUCUCAGCAGAUUAGAUUAUAGCUCAUAUUUUAAUCAUUGUAGAACAUCUUUGAUUGCAAAAUAUUUCUUAUAUCACAAAAUAUCAGUAAAUAAACAUGCUGUAAAUUAUUUAUGUUGUACUUCAUCUGCAAUAUUGUCUUUUUAUAGGUUUUCAAUUUGUACAUACAAAACUAUAUUGUUUAUACUCAUAUUUUCAUGGCAUAUGCCCUAAAUUAAGUAAAAACAAAACAGCAACCUAUUAUAACAAUUAAUUUUUUUACAAGAACCAAUUUUUAUGCCCAUUAUUUUGUAUGAAUAAAAUGUUUUUAAAAAUACACUUGUACAUUUGAAACUGCAAUAAAAAUCUAUCUUUAGACGUGUAUCAGGGCAUUUAAUGGUUUGACUCUACUUGAAUGAACUCACUAUGCACUUGUAUAUAUUGAUAUAGGAUAUUUGUACCAUUCCCAUUGUAUGUCCAAGUGUACAGUUAUUGGAAUAAACAUCUUGAAUUGUGUUGAUGUUA